Messenger RNA from Penicillium antarcticum, 1386 nucleotides. RefSeq names its product proteasome regulatory particle base subunit RPT2. The coding region runs from base 1 to 1386 and encodes 461 amino acids. The record is from RefSeq and is a predicted model, not a curated record. NCBI's taxonomy places the organism in Eukaryota, Fungi, Ascomycota, Eurotiomycetes, Eurotiales, Aspergillaceae. Gene Ontology annotation, cellular component: proteasome regulatory particle, base subcomplex. Gene Ontology annotation, biological process: proteasome-mediated ubiquitin-dependent protein catabolic process. Gene Ontology annotation, molecular function: proteasome-activating activity; ATP binding; ATP hydrolysis activity. The transcript has 4 exons.
AUGGGUCAACAACAAUCUAACAUGGGCGGCGGCCCCGGUGGCGAUGGACGUGAUGACAAGGACAAGAAGAAGGACAAGCCUAGAUACGAACCUCCCCCACCACCUACCACUCGCAUCGGAAAGAAGAAGCGCAAGGCUGCCGGUCCCAGCACUGCUUCUAAACUCCCAGAUAUCUACCCUACCUCGCGAUGCAAGCUACGUUAUCUUCGCAUGCAGCGGGUCCACGACCACCUGUUGUUAGAAGAGGAGUACGUCGAGAAUAUGGAACGCAUGCGCAAAACCAAGGCCCAGGCUUCUCAAGAUCCCAGCAGUCAAGGUGACUUGGAUGACCGCAACGCUGAUGAGCGGAGUCGAGUUGAUGACAUGCGAGGCAGCCCCAUGGGGGUUGGUAACCUGGAAGAGUUGAUCGACGAUGACCACGCUAUUGUCUCGAGUGCCACUGGCCCUGAGUACUACGUUUCGAUCAUGUCCUUCGUUGAUAAAGAUCUCCUUGAGCCGGGUGCCAGUAUUCUACUACACCACAAGUCCGUUUCUGUCGUCGGUGUAUUGACCGAGGAGUCCGACCCUCUUGUGUCAGUGAUGAAGCUGGACAAAGCUCCCACGGAGUCAUACGCCGACAUUGGUGGUUUGGAAUCACAGAUCCAGGAGGUUCGUGAGUCCGUGGAGUUGCCAUUACUACACCCCGAGCUGUACGAGGAGAUGGGUAUCAAGCCCCCCAAAGGUGUUAUUCUCUAUGGAGCCCCCGGUACGGGAAAGACGCUGCUUGCCAAGGCUGUCGCCAACCAGACCAGCGCUACUUUCCUCCGUAUCGUUGGUAGUGAGUUGAUCCAGAAGUAUCUGGGUGACGGUCCUCGUCUGGUUCGCCAGAUCUUCUCGGUUGCCGCUGAACACGCUCCCUCAAUUGUGUUCAUUGACGAGAUUGACGCCAUUGGUACUAAGCGUUAUGAAUCGCAAUCCGGCGGUGAGCGUGAAAUUCAGCGAACCAUGUUGGAGCUUCUCAACCAGCUGGAUGGUUUCGAUGACCGUGGUGAUGUCAAGGUCAUCAUGGCUACCAACAAGAUCGAGACUCUGGAUCCGGCUUUGAUCCGACCUGGUCGUAUUGAUCGUAAAAUUCUCUUCGAGAACCCAGACCAAAACACCAAGAAGAAGAUUUUCACCCUUCACACGUCGAAGAUGUCUCUCAGUGACGAUGUUGACCUCGAGGAGUUUAUCAACCAGAAGGAUGAUCUCUCUGGAGCUGAUAUUCGUGCUAUCUGCACUGAGGCUGGUUUGAUGGCUCUGAGAGAGCGCCGGAUGAGAGUUCAGAUGGAAGAUUUCCGCUCUGCCCGGGAGCGUAUUAUGAAGACGAAGCAGGACGGUGGCCCUGUGGAGGGUCUGUACCUGUAA